This is a messenger RNA of Talaromyces proteolyticus, 616 nucleotides long. RefSeq lists its product as uncharacterized. The record is from RefSeq and is a predicted model, not a curated record. Bases 94 to 522 code for a protein of 142 amino acids. The transcript has 2 exons. NCBI's taxonomy places the organism in Eukaryota, Fungi, Ascomycota, Eurotiomycetes, Eurotiales, Trichocomaceae.
AACAUAUUCUUGCCUUAUUCGUCUCAGUGAAAAUAUUGAUAGCUUGAGAGAAUUGAUUCAUUAUUUUGGAGAUUCAAGCCUUCUAGAUUCAUCAUGCAGUUCUCCUACGCGUCAAUCCUAUCGACACUGGCAUUUACCAGUGGUAUGAUGUCAUCAUCUGCCCUAAAUGCGGAUAUCUACACCUAUAAAGAAUGCGACAAUGCAACUCUUUCGGCUCAUGGUGUCGGAGGUGCUUCACACGAGAACUCGAUUCUUUGGCACCACCCCGGCGGGGUCUCGUCUAUUUACAACAAUGACUUGGGUGAUGUUCUGUGCCGGGCACCAACUGCGGUAGUCGACGAAUUAAAGUCGCAAUACCAUGAAGUGGUCCAGCGAGAUUGUGAUGAUUGUGGAAAGUCUUGCCUGGGUUAUCCUUGCACUAGUGCAGGUCAAUGUUCUGAUAAGGGUUGUACUCUGGGCUGCUCGGUGAGGUAUGAAUGUGCUCUACCGAAUUGCCCAGGGAUGAUCACGGCGUGCGUUUAGAAUAUUGAGGGCAUCCGUGAUGAUAGUUUAACCUGUUGAUACUGAAAUAUGGAUGUGGGAAAUGUACUGUACAUGUGAAAUGUCAUGUUUUGGG